Molecule: messenger RNA, 7675 nt
Organism: Rhagoletis zephyria (snowberry fruit fly)
Lineage: Eukaryota; Metazoa; Arthropoda; Insecta; Diptera; Tephritidae
Product: probable Rho GTPase-activating protein CG5521
Biological process (GO): positive regulation of GTPase activity; regulation of small GTPase mediated signal transduction
Cellular component (GO): cytoplasm; nucleus
Molecular function (GO): GTPase activator activity
Source: RefSeq, a predicted model, not a curated record
ACAAUGUUGACCAAGAAGAGGCGAAAUCACUAUUCGAAACGAACUACAGUCACGUUUAUUUUAUACUUUACGAUACCUUCAUUCAGGCGGAGGCAAACUUAAAGCAAAAAGUCUGCAUUACAGACAAUGUUGACCAAGAAGAGGCGAAAUCACUAUUCGAAACGAACUACAGUCACGUUUAUUUUAUACUUUACGAUACCUUCAUUCAGGCGGAGGCAAACUUAAAGCAAAAAGAACUUCCGUUUCACAUUGUACAUAAAGCACAUCGCGAGGAAUUGGAUGGCUCAUUAUGGCUACUGGAGAAAAUACUCUGUUGGCUGCCCGAGCUGUUGGCGCGUCGUUGGCAAUGCCAUUCGAUCAGUCGUAUUAUGGCCAAGUUAUUGCAUUUGGGGAAUUCGCCAAAGUUGCGGCGCGAAGGCGUACGGUAUUUUCUAUUGUGGUACCAGGCGCUGGGUGAAAAUGCUCCAUCUUAUGUACAUUCCAUGUACGCAGACCUAAUACCGGGCCUGAUUGUGCCGCAGAAGGGCAUUAUCGGCCCGGAUCUCGAGUUCAGUGCGACUGAUUUUCUCAGUCAUCCGAAUAUGAAAGUUGAGGGUGGCACCACUUCGGUAUUCCAUGAUACCUCCCAUCCAGUGCAGAAUUCGGAUAUUGUAGCCUUAUUGCCACCCUCAUCGAAUGAAAAGUCAGCUCCACCCGAUCCACGUGAUGGCCUGGAGAUUCUACUAAAUAGCAUGUUGCAGACGGUUGCUUGUCUGCGCUGGCGCGACAAUCGUUCGCAAAAGGAGCACAAAGCAUUUGCAUUUUUACUGCAACGUUUCAAGGAUGUAUUUCUAUCAAUCUUCUGUCCCAAUUUUGAUUUCAGCAUGUCCGUGUAUGAGCCGCACCUUGAAUUGCCCACAAUGCGUUCGGUUAACAAAAAGGAGGAGGUGAUGUCAUCAUGCGUGGUAGUCCUGAUUAAUUGGAUUUCACAUUUCACGCACGAGCGCACAAUGAAUCAUCGCCUCGACAAUAUGCACAUCAACGAAGGACAUCGCUUGCGCGCCUACCAACAGAGUUUAAUUGUGCGCGAUGUGUUGUACUCAACGCGUGAAAAUAUAAACUUUGUGCACGAGGUUUAUCGCCAAGCGUUUUUGCUGAAUUUUACAACGAAAUUGCAAAUUGAUGCUAUACGUACUGCAAUAGCGGUGUAUCGCGACUGGAUGACUGGCAGUACGCCACCACAAUUUCUGCUUGAACCGGACGACAAUGGCACCGGUAAUGCGCUGCUGCCAAAUAACAGCUCAGCCGGCAGCACACCGCGCAGCCAACGCUUGCGCACGCCUUCCUACGUUGGUGCAAUGAGCAAGGAGAAUGUAGCAGUGCGCGCUGGCUUGCAAAACGUUCUUCAAAUAUUUGUCACAAAUGCCGCGAACGUGUUCCUUGUCAACACCAGUCAUCUAAAUAUUUACUUUCCCACAAAGUCACGCGAUUACCGCUCAACGCCGCUACACGAGCAGACAGAGGUGUGCAAGAAGGUACUGAAUGUCUACCGCACAAUGGUGAUGAAUACGCGCAUGGAACCGAAAACUUGGGAGCAGCUGUUGCUGGUCUUGCUGCAGGUAACUUCGAUUGUGCUACAUCAGAAUCCUUCGGGAUCGAAAAGUUCUAGCUUGGGCGGCAUUCUUGGCCAGGCUAUUUUUCAGACGCUUAUCGUUACAUGGAUACGCGCGCAUACCAAUGUGCCCGUCAAUGUGCAGCUAUGGGAGAAAUUCCUCGCAGUGCUCGCUUCGCUUACAUAUCGUGACGAGCUGAUCAUCGAGUGGGAUAAAACAAUACAAACGCUGACACGCGUCUUCUCGCGUUACGUGUAUGCAUUGAAUUUGCAGGAUCUGCCGUUGGAUCGGCUGGCUGAAAGCAAAGGCAAACGCCGUCGUUUUGGCAGCGUUUGGCAGCAAUCAAGUGGCUCUGCCGUGAAUACCAUGAAAGAGAACCGUGAUCGCGAUAUGGGGAUCGAGCGUGAGCGCGAAUCGAAUAGCAGUCGCUCGGAUGAGCAAUCGAACAUGGGCGGCGGUGGCCGAAUUCACACCCAUCAGCAUUCCUUGAGCAGUGGUGGCCAUGGCAUGCACUCGCACGGCGGCGCAACAUUACGCACUGGGCAGGCUGCCGCUGUGCUUACGCCGUUGUUGAGUCGCAGCUACAGUGAGGGCAGCUUGGCUUCUGUUGCGCGUAACUCGCGCAUGCGCAGCCGACGUCAACGUAAUACGCAGCAGAUCGUAGGAGGUGCCCCACCAGCACUACCAACAAAUGUUGAGCAUUCUCUGAGCGCAAUGCUCUCCCAACAGUCGACGAUUGAAUUAUCGUUCAGCUCUGAGACGUUGAAUGCGCGUCGCUUUGGCGACGGCACACUUGGGCAUACAACACAGCAACACAACGACAUGCGACGCGCAAUGUCGCUGGAUUCGGUAGCGAAUUUCGGUGGGCGCCAACGUGGUCGAAAGCGCCGCCAACGUAGCUCUACACAAGGCGACGACGAUGAAGAUGUACUCGAUGGCGAAGAUAACGAAAGCGGCGCCGAUUCGCGCAGCCCAUCGCCAACGGCAAGCAGUGGCAUUGAGGGCAGCUCCAUUAAAGACGCCCAAAUGCAAAUCGAUGUGCUGGCAGUGGAUAGUGGCAGCUUGGAAGAGGGCAGCUCAGGCAGUUUUCUGGGCUCGGAGCGACGUUCGAUUAUACUAGGCGGUACGGCAACUGGCUGGUUGCCCGAUUCAACAGCAAUAAUGUGGAAACGCAUGCUGGGCGCGCUUGGCGAUGUGAAUCGUAUACCGAAAGCUGAACUGCACGCACAAGUUUUCAAGCACUUACUCGAUAUGACGACGAAUUUGAUAAAGAUCAAACAGAAUCAGGGCAUUUCCACGGACAAUCAAAGCACACCGCCACCUCCUACACUUGUGCCGCCCAUCGGCAUAGUGGCGCCAUGGUGCUAUGGCGCGCUAGAGUUGGACAAGUCAUUCAAGAAAGGCAAACUCUUGGCGCUACAGCUACUUUGCUCGCUAUCGGUGCAUGGCGCUGUUUCGGGCAUGCACCACUUACCCAUUUUCUAUCACGCAAUACACAAAUUGCUAACUGGUGAGGACCGCGAUUUGAUUUACGCGAUACUUAAACAUCUGGAGGGACCGCGUUUCUUGAGUCUUCUGCUACCCGGUCACACACUGCUACUACUGGACAUCGUGCACGCUUCUGCGAUACUACUCACCUCGCUUGAGGCGAAUCGCACCACACCGCGCGCCGAGGUAGCCGCAUUGCUCGGCUCGCUCCUCUGCUACCCAUCAACACUCAUACCGCGCCCAGUACUGCAACCGUCGCCACAGAUAUUCGAGCUGAUGGAGUGUCCUGAUCUGCAAGAUCACAUUCUCAAUAUUGUGUUACGUUGUGCGCGGCGCGAACCCUCCGCCAAGGCACGUUGUAUAGCCCUCUCACAGCUCGGCCAGUGGAUUCUGCUGAAACUAUCGCAACCAUUGCAAUCGAGUAGCCGUUCGCGUGGCUAUUUCCAGCAAGCAAUUCCGCAUCCGCCUGGCGUGCAUCCGCGCGAAUCGCCACAUUUCAAUCCGCGCAUACGGGAAGCACUGCAGGUGUUGCUGCAGGCUUUGCAAUUCAAACAUCGCACCAUUGCAAUUGUGGCAGUUGACGCCCUGAAAUUAUGCGCUGAGCGCGGCCGCGAGCUAGCGGCUAUUGAGCGGAUGCCGCAGCUAAUUAUCACGGCGAUAUGUAAAGCUCUGGAAAUACAAAAUGUAACGAACCCAAAGGACUCUGACAAGGUUGUGCUUACCUCGCUAAUGCUGUGUCUCGGCGAAUAUUGCAUGUCGUUCCCAGCGUCGCUAAUGCUAGCGCCGCUAAACGAUCGUGGCGACACGUUGGUGCUGUUGGUGUUGCGUGUUUUAAUGCAAAUUGCUUCGGGUGCGCCACGGCAUGAACGCGUAAAGCUGACCGCUGACGAUGACUUCGAUACGCACAUCUCCAGCGACGAUCUGCAGUUGGAUGGCAAACUUCCUGAGGCGAACUACCAGACUUCGGAGACGAUACAGGCGUGCAUUAGCGCGAUCAAGAUGUGCGCAAAGGCUAUCGCAAUGCAUUUGGUAACACACUUGGGGCAUUUUCCGAUGGGCAUCGGCGCCUCAAGAUUGAGCUCAAUGGUAGAAGAGCAGGACGAUGUAGCAACGAAUGCAAGCGGUCAAGGUGGUGGCGGCAGUGUUGGCGAAGCGCGCCGGGACUCAGUUGAGCUACCUUCGGUAUUGAAUGCACAGAAUCUGCAGCUAUUUAUGCUAAGCUCCGGCUUGGUGGCCAGUUUUAUUGAGCUGCCCGCGCUGAAGUUACCCGGUGGUGGCGCGACUGCCGGACUGAUAACGGCGGAGAAACAAGUGCGUGUGUUGUUGCGCGAUUUGAACGGGAAAGCGUGUUGGGAUGCGUCGAUAUUAUACAGCGAACCGCGUAAGAGCAUAAAAAACCUCACAAGCGACAGUGCCUCUUCAGUACUAAUUGGCGGUGCUAUGGCAAGUGGAGAGCGCGCCGCUGAUAGUAUGCAACGCAGUUUCAAUACAACGCCACAACAUCGAAACAUGUCACAGCCGAUGGAUUCGCUGAUAUCCUCAAUGAUUGGGAUAGAUGUUUUGGCGCCGCGGCACACCUUGCGACACCGACCUGCAGGCGAGCUGCCCCUAGCUAAGGAUCUGGCACCUGAUCUCGACCAGCUUGACGAUCUACUGGCCUACAUAGGCCACACCAGUCCUGAAUGCUUGACGAAUCCACUGGCGCAACUCAACACGCCCGGCCCCAGUCCGCUGGGCACCAGCCUGGAGGCGCAAACCAUUUCCAUUAUACUCAAUCAACGUGCACUCGAGAAGGAAUACAUCUCAAAUUUAAAUCAACAAACACUACAAAGCGGCUUGAACAACGCCUCGCUGUUGCAUCACGAUCAACGUUCCAUUCAUUCAGCCGAACAUGCUUCACAUGCCUCUUUCGAGUCGUACAACACAACUAGCCUCACAGGCCGCACUGAAAUUCCGUUCCAGUAUUGUCGGUUGCUAUUCUCCCACCUCGGUAUGGCGGGCUGGGAAAGACGUUCACGCACGCACUUGCUGCAACGCACCGAAAAACUACUCCGCGAACUGCGAAAUGUGGAUCAACAACGCUGUCGCGAGACACACAAAAUGGCAGUAAUCUAUGUGGCUUCCGGUCAGGAGGACAAAAGUAGCAUACUGAACAAUGCGAGCGGCAGCAGCACUUAUGAAAUGUUCGUCUCUGCGCUUGGCUGGGAAAUCGAUUUGGAAACGCACAACGGUUUUCUGGGUGGUUUACCGCGUCAGGGUUGUGGCGCCACUGCGCCCUACUAUGCCACACCCUUCUUGGAGGUGAUCUAUCAUGUGGCUACGCGAAUGCCUUCCGAUUCCCCCGAAAAUCUAUUGCUGAAGACACGACAUCUCGGCAACGAUGAAGUGCACAUUGUAUGGAGCGAACAUUAUCGUGAUUAUCGACGCGAUAUUUUGCCGACAGAGUUUUGUGAUGUGCUAAUUGUAGUCUAUCCGCUGAAGAAUGGACUCUUCCGAGUGACUGUGAAUCGCAAGCCGGAGGUGCCGUGGUUUGGACCUCUGGCCAAUGAAAGUGUAGUAACCGGUGCAUGUUUGGCCACGCUAAUACGUGCCACUGCUAUUAAUGCGAGUCGCGCCAAACGCGCAGCUAUGCCGCUCUUCCAGCAAUAUUAUGAGGAGCGCAAUCGCUCUUUGGAAAGUGUUUCAUCGCGCUACAAGGAGAGCACCACAUUUGAGGACUUUGCAAAUCGCAUCUACAACCCAAUGCCUGUGUCCACAUAUGCCACAUUGCGAGAUACUGGCGCAGUGGCGCCUCUAGCAGCUGCUUUAAUCGAUCACCAUCGCUCGUCUAUUAAGGGUUGGGUUCAGGCUUCCAUUGAUUCCAACACAAAAGAGUUAAUGCACACCGGGCUGGCGCCCUCUGCUUCAGCAUCUACUACGGCCGCAAUGGAGGCAGCAACGAAUAGCUCAUCAUCACCGCGCGGUGUACGCAAAUUGGGUGCGCCUUUCAAAAGUGUGAACGUGCCAAAGAAGAGCGCUUUGCAAAUGAACAGCACACCACCAGAGAGUCCUACAUUGCCGCUGCGACGUUUCAAAUAAUGCGUAGUUUUCGCUAGUAUGUGCUUUGCUUGAGGCAAGCGCUUGUUGUGCGUUGAAUUUCGUAGGUUUGUUUUUGUGAAUGACUUUUGUUUGAAUAUGCAUAACUUUUGCAUUCCCCGGUGGUUUGUAGUUGAAGAAAAGAGUAUACACAUACGUAUGUACGCGUAUGCAUAUAGCGAAACGAUGUUGGAAAUUAUGUCACAAAUUAAGCGAACUAUUUUUUAUUUAUGGUAUAAAUGUAUUUUACCGCUUUGUUCGAAUGUGACGCAUUUGUCUGCAUUUCACAUAUGUACACUUCAUUGUUGAAAUUUUAGUUCCAUAAACUAAAGUAAAAACACACACUAAAAAGUAUUUUUAUUGCAACUUAAAUAUGUUCUCUCUGUUAUAUUCUAUUAAUUAUUUUAUUAUUAUUAUUAUUAUUAUUAUUAUUACAUAUUAUCACUAAAACAAUGUUUAUCAAUUAUUUUUUAAGUUACAACAACUUUUACUAACCUUAGACUUGUAUGUAUAGAUUGUAUUCGUGUAAUACAUUUAUUAUGUUUUAAGGCAAUAUUAUUAAAUAUAUUUAAGCGGAUAAUGAAAUUUACUUCUUAAUUUGUUAAGUCGUAAUAUGCAGUUAUUGUUUUUUUUUUGUAAUUAUUACUAUGAAAUUAUUAUGAAAAUGUGCAUUUUUAAAUUCCUAUGUCAAAAUGUCGCAACAUGUGUAUGCAAUGUAAAAUGUGCAGCUCAUUUGCAGAUAUUUUCCUUUUCUAAUUUAAAAGUCUUAAAAUUUGUGCUGUGCAGAAAGGCGUUCUCUGCAAAAUGUGUUCAGCCCCUCUUCUUCGGCAACACAGAAAAGAAAUUCUACUUAGUGAGUUCAACUUUUUCAAUUAUUUGAAGUGAUGAAAGCAAAAGUUGGCCAGUUCUAUAAUUGAAUCUUACGCAGGGAAACAAAACACUGAGAAAUUGCAUUUAGUGAAUUUAUGUGAACCAGAAAAUUUCGUUGUUACCUUCAAAUGCGUGAGGCGGGAAAAUUUGCUUGCAAAAACGAAGCAGUAUUUGGACUUUAUGUUUUUUUUAUUGUUUGUUUAUUGUUACAUAUAUAUAAUAUAUUUUUUUUUUUAUAAAAUUUUCCCUUUUUACCUUUUGCUAAUUUCUUUAUUAUUAUUUUUUGGCUAAUGUUUAAUGUCGCACAAUAUCUAUGAUUUUGAGCUUCGCGUUAUAAAAGCGUUGCCAUUACAAAAAUUUCCAGUUUUCUGCUUUAUAUGUAGCUUUUGCGAAACUAAAACACUAAAUGUAAUAUGUUGCGACUGUCUUUUAUCGUUUACAAAUUCGCUAAGAAAAAUGAGCAAUUUUUAGUUAAAAAAAAAAAAAAUUAUUUAUUAAUAUUUUAAUUUAUUUUUACUAUUGGAAUGAUUUAGAACACUUGAAUGGUUGCAUAAAACAUCGUUUGGCACAUCGGCUUUUAAUUUUUACUCUUUUUGGUUUUUAAAAUAUCAAUCAAAAAAAGUUAAAUAUGAAAAAGUAUAUGUUCAUAA